Propithecus coquereli (Coquerel's sifaka) is the source of this 816-nucleotide messenger RNA. RefSeq names its product zinc finger, matrin-type 2 (gene ZMAT2). The coding region runs from base 123 to 722 and encodes 199 amino acids. The transcript is spliced from 6 exons. Gene Ontology annotation, cellular component: spliceosomal complex; U4/U6 x U5 tri-snRNP complex. The record is from RefSeq and is a predicted model, not a curated record. Gene Ontology annotation, biological process: mRNA splicing, via spliceosome. Lineage: Eukaryota; Metazoa; Chordata; Mammalia; Primates; Indriidae. Gene Ontology annotation, molecular function: nucleic acid binding; zinc ion binding.
CCUCCAGUGCUUCAGCUCUGUUAGAACACGAGACUCUAAGCUUACUGGAGAGCCAUCUUGCCUUACGGCACCAGGCCGCUUUUUACGGCAUUUUCCGCCUUGCCAUUCACUUCGCUGUGAAGAUGGCGUCGGGCAGCGGGACAAAAAACUUGGACUUUCGCCGAAAGUGGGACAAAGAUGAAUACGAGAAACUUGCCGAGAAGAGGCUCACGGAAGAGAGAGAAAAGAAAGAUGGAAAACCAGUGCAGCCAGUCAAGAGAGAGCUUCUGCGGCACAGGGACUAUAAGGUGGACCUGGAAUCCAAGCUUGGGAAGACAAUUGUCAUUACCAAGACCACCCCACAGUCUGAGAUGGGAGGAUAUUACUGUAAUGUCUGUGACUGUGUGGUGAAGGACUCCAUCAACUUCCUGGAUCACAUUAAUGGAAAGAAACAUCAGCGAAACCUGGGUAUGUCUAUGCGUGUGGAACGUUCCACCCUGGAUCAGGUGAAGAAACGCUUUGAGGUCAACAAGAAGAAGAUGGAAGAGAAACAGAAGGAUUAUGAUUUCGAGGAAAGGAUGAAGGAGCUCAGAGAAGAGGAGGAAAAGGCCAAAGCGUACAAGAAAGAGAAACAGAAGGAGAAGAAAAGGAGAGCUGAGGAGGACUUGACAUUUGAGGAGGAUGAUGAGAUGGCAGCUGUGAUGGGCUUUUCAGGCUUUGGUUCCACCAAGAAGAGUUACUGAGGCUUUCUAUGCUUGGCCUAACUUUGGCCUAUGCUGGACCUAACUAUGUGCGUGUGUGUGUGUGGGGAGGGCUCAUUUCUUUUUGGAUACUGGG